CACACACACACACACACAGACCCAUAAAAAUCACAAGGCCGAGUGCAAGGAGCACGUUUCUCUCUUUCCCAGCUCAUACAGUGCACAGAGCUGCAGUUUCAGAGGAAGAAGGCCGGGCCAAGAAUAUUUGAAUAAUGAGUCAUCGUUCUCGAGCCUCCAGGGUGAGAAAGCAUGUCCACUGUGACUCCUGCUACAGCCGGCGCUGCAGGACUCGGGUGGAGGUCUCUGUGUGCUGUGUGCUCAUCCCCUGCCCUCUUCUCUGUGGAGCUCUCUUCCACCUGUGCAAGGAGGAGGAUCACCUGCUGCUCUGCCCCAACGUGAGGGUGCCCUGCCUCAAUGCCGAGUACGGCUGCCCCCUCCACCUGCCACGCUCUGCGCAGGCUGCUCACCUCCAAGCGUGUCCGGCCAGCGUGGUGUGUUGCUCCAUGGAGUGGAACCGCUGGCCGGCCAACGAUGCCCACUCUCACCCGAACACGGACCUGCAUGAGAAUCUGCUCAGAGAGAGGGAGGAGGGAGGAUGCCUGGACCUGGCCAUGGCCCUCAAAGACCAGGACCGUCUGUUUCACUGCAUAAAGAUGAAGAAUCUUUUCCCCGAGCUGACCCAGAGCGUGGCGGAGGAGGAGAGAGAGGAAGAGAGGAGGAGGAAGAAGAAGAAGAAGAAGGAAAAGCAGGCCGUCAUGGAGAAGGAGGCAGAUCCAAAAGAAGACAGCAAUCACACCUGGGAAACGUUUAACAUGUUCAACAUCCACAAAUCUGUUGAAAAUGGGCCCGAGGAUGAAGAUGAGGAUGAGGUUGAAUAUGUGCGUGAGCUAACUCAGGAGGAGAGAGACGCUCUUGCCAGAGGAUCAGGAGUGGAUGCUGACCUCUUAGAAAACUAUAACGCCUGGGAGCGCAUGUUCAGUAUGGAGAUGGGAGGCUGCAGAGAAGCUGGAGGGGCGUCUGCAGCAGGCAGGGGACAGGGACUCAGUAAAGGGACGGAGAAAGGCCUGGACACUCUUACUGAGGAAGAGCCCGACAUGGGUGCAACAGCAUCAAACGCCGCCGCUCCUUCCACAUCCUCCUCCUCUCUGGCUGGAAAUUUGAGGAAGAAGAAAUUUGUGUAUGGACACGUGGAGCCGAUGAAGAUCAUCACCGUGCGGACUUUUAAAGUCCCAACCAGCUUCUCUGCAAAGCAGGGCCGCAUCCGAAACCCUGGUUUCUACAAGAGGGAGAGCGAAGCUGUGGACACCAGCGACCUCGGGGUGCCGCUAGAGGACAUGCCCGUAUGGGAAGAAGUUCAGGCCACUCUGCUGUGCUCCCUGGAGAGGGAGCAGCGAGGUCACCUCAUUGCAGAGAGCAAAUGCACGGACGGCCUUUUGCAAGAUGAAGGAACACAGACUUACAACUUCCUGUCCGCUCCUUUCCGGAGGAACGCGUCACUGGCCGACCUGACCGCAGGAAAACCGCUGGAGCUGCACCUUCAGCUGCAGGUGGAGAGCGUCACCAGCCGACACCACAAGGCCACCUCCGCCUUCACCUUCCUCUGUGGACACUCCUUCCAGCGCAGAGAAUAUGGCAAACAUUAUAAGAACAUCCACGGUGACAUCCAGAUGGGUGUGAACGGAUGGUUCGAGCAGAGAUGCCCCUUGGCGUACCUGGGAUGCACCUACAGCCAGAGGAGGUUUCAGCCGUCCACACACGAGGCCUUCGUCAAGUACAAUGAGGAUCUGGGUUGCUUCAGCCUGCACCCAGUCAUCCCCACCUCUCUGAACAACGCCUGCCAGCCGACCGGGAGCGCGGCGGCCUCCUCCGCCACCCACAGAAGGGGAGGAAGCAGAACAGGAGCAGGGGAGGACUCUCUGAGCUCGCUGCCCUACGAGGUGCUGUGCCACAUGGCCAGUUUCCUGGACGGCCUGUCCCUGUCUCAGCUGGCUCUGGUGUCCCGGCUCAUGAGGCAGGUGUGCUCGUCUCUGCUGCAGGAGAGAGGGAUGGUCAGCCUCCGGUGGGAGAGGAAGACCGACUCUUACGGAGCAGCAAAGUGGAGGGUGAAGCAGAAGGUGUGGCAGUUUAGCACUUUGUUCUCGCCUGUGGACGCUUGGCGCUUCCAAGACGUAGCGUCCAUGUCUGAGCAUCUAAAGGCGUGUCCGUACUACGAGAUAGAGGCCAAGACGGAGAAGAUUCGCCUGCCACGCAUGCGAGAGCAAAUACAAACCAGCACCAGCUGCAAAGCUCCCACUCUGGUCAACUUGUUCCACCAGAAGAGGAUCAUGAUGUAGAAAACCUUAUUUUAUUGCUCUUCUCAUAUACAGUUAGUGUUGACUUUAAUGCUGCCACACUUUGCAACAACUUUGAUGAAGUCAUUAUCGUAGUCUUACGGGUCUUUAGCUUUAUGAGAAAAAAUUGCUGUUAGUAAUUGUGUCAGAAAUAAACAAAGAAAUAAACUGAAAA
Molecule: messenger RNA, 2427 nt
Organism: Mugil cephalus (flathead mullet)
Lineage: Eukaryota; Metazoa; Chordata; Actinopteri; Mugiliformes; Mugilidae
Product: F-box only protein 40-like
Exons: 7
Coding region: 135-2255 (706 amino acids)
Cellular component (GO): cytoplasm
Molecular function (GO): zinc ion binding; protein binding; ubiquitin protein ligase activity
Source: RefSeq, a predicted model, not a curated record